Messenger RNA from Trematosphaeria pertusa, 1050 nucleotides. RefSeq lists its product as uncharacterized. The record is from RefSeq and is a predicted model, not a curated record. Lineage: Eukaryota; Fungi; Ascomycota; Dothideomycetes; Pleosporales; Trematosphaeriaceae. The transcript has a single exon. The coding region runs from base 192 to 905 and encodes 237 amino acids.
GCCUUGAGACCUGCCCUGGCCAUCAGCCACGAAUCUGAGGACUCGCACGACCAUUAGAUCUGCACGCUAAUCAUCUCGAACUCACCGUCUCCUAGCGAUCAUGUCUUAUACUCCUUCAUCCCCACAGACCGACGGCCUCCACGGUCUUGCGAUUCUCUUCACCCAGCUCCGGCAUUGCGCGGCAUCCCACUAUGUCCCCUCCGCGCACCUCCCUUCCGCUAGAGCACCUAGAAGACUUCACGAAGCGCGAAUGGUGCAAUGCUCUCCUCUCUGAUCCCUCCAUCACGAAGAUUCAAAAACGCGCCUUGCCUUCGCCGACAGACCCGGACGUUUCCAACACGUUCUUCAACCACACCCUCUUCACCGACGACGCUGUCCGCGCCUUCCUGUCCCUGUACAGACCCGGUCGCGGCCGAGGAAGGAGCAUCGCCGAUGCGGAGAUCGCGGGCGAUGCGCUGCUGGGCGAUGAGCAAGGACAGACGGAUAAUCACACGCCCACCGACAAGGACAUAGUGGAAGAUGCGCAAGACGAGAAGCAGCUGGACACACAAGCCGACCUAGACGAGCCCGAAGCGCUCAUGCUAGUGUCCAUAGGUAGCGGCAUAGACGGCGGGGUGAGACGACUACAUGGCGGAGUCACGGCCACGCUGCUGGAUCACGUCAUGGGCACGCUGAUUUCCUAUGUACACGGGAAUACGAGCGCGACGGCGGAGUUGAGUGUCAAGUAUAAGGAGGCGAUUACCACGCCUAGGGUUGUGCUGUGCAGAGCGCGCAUUGUGAGGGAGGCGGGCCGAUGGAUUGAGACCGUCGGGUGGAUUGAGGAUGGAGAAGGCACCGUGUUUGCGGAGGGGCGGGGUGCUUUUGUGAAGAGUAGGGUGGAUAAUGGGGGGUGGACGAAGAUGUGAGGAUGGAUGUAGUGUGCUAAUGGGAUGUAGUGGAGUGUCUUGCACCGAACGAGACCCUCACGGUGCGGAAAUCUCCGGAUAUAACAACGCACGUAACACAAUAGCACGUAUGACCUGUACGAGCAAUAUCAUCCAUACAGCGAGU